UGGAAGUCUGGUGUGAAGGCUGCGCGAAAGUCGUCGGGCGACCGCGAGUUGGAUUUCAUUUUCACAUAAUCUCUCGAUAUUGCGUGAGGAAGAGUCCUCCUCGAGGUGACCAGUGCGUGCACGCGUGCGUUUGGCAGUGCGAUAAACAAUGGAUAGCAGUCCAAUUGUGAUCACAGACGACGAGGACGUGAAUAUGGGAAGUGGGACAGCAAUGGACGACGAUCUCCUGCCCCAAGACAGCCUCUCGCUCGCCGAGAAGAAGAAGGAUCUGGGCAAUGAGCAAUACAAGAUCAAGAACUACGGCGCAGCUCUCAAACUGUACUCCGAUGCCAUCUCGCUGUGCCCCAACUUGCCGGCCUUCUUCGGCAAUCGCGCCGCCUGCCACAUGAUGCUGGGCGACUACAAGCAGGCCCUCAGCGACGCCAGGCAGGCCAUCGACUUGGAUCCGGGCUUCGAGAAGGGCUUCAUCCGCAUCGCCAAGUGCUGCCUCAUGUUGGGAGAUCUCGUGGGCACUGAGCAGGCGGUGAAGGCGCUGCUGAACCUGGAGCCAAAGAGCGCAGCCCUGAAUGCGGAGAUGCAGGGUGUGCAGCAGCUGCGCGAGCUGGAGGCCAAGAGUAUGAUCUCGUAUGAGAGGAAGGACUUUCGCACGACCGUGUUCCAGAUGGACAGCGCCCUGAAGAUCGCGCCCGCGUGCCAGCGCUUUCGACUGCUCAAGGCGGAGUGUCUGGCGCUGCUGGGACGCGUGGAUGAGGCGAAUGACAUCGCUGUGAACGUGAUGAAGACGGACUCCACGGCCGCCGAUGCGGUGUACGUGCGUGGACUUUGUCUGUACUUCCAGGACAACCUGGACAAGAGUGUAAUACACUUCCAGCGUACGUUGUCGCUGGAUCCGGAUCACCAGAAGGCGAAAGUAUGGCGCGUGAAGACGCGACAGCUGAAGGAGCGUAAGGAUCGCGGUACGGAGCUGUUCAAGGCGGGGAAGUUCAGGGAGGCGCACUCGGCGUAUUCGGAGGCGCUGAAAAUUGACGAGAUGAAUAAGGAGGUAAACAGCAAGUUGUACUACAAUCGGGCGCUCAUGUCGUACAAGUUGGAUCUGCGAAAGGACGCCGUGCGCGACUGCAAUGCGGUGCUGAACAUCAAGAGUGACUACUUGAAGGCGAUUCUCCUGCGUGCCAAAUGUCACACUGAGCUGGAGCUGUACGAGGAGGCGGUGCGGGAUUACGAGCAGGCGCUCAAGGUGGAGAAGACCAGUGAGAUCAAGAAUAUGCUGCGAGACGCCAAAUUGGCGCUGAAGCGAUCGAAGAGGAAGGACUACUACAAGAUCCUCGGCGUGGGCAAGAAUGCCACGGAUGAUGAGAUAAAGAAGGCGUACCGAAAGCGAGCUCUCAUCCAUCAUCCGGAUCGACAUGCCAAUUCCACGGAUGACGAGAAGAAGGAGCAGGAGAAGAAAUUCAAGGAAGUGGGACAGGCGUACUCGGUGCUGUCGGAUCCGCAGAAGAAGGCGCGAUAUGACAAUGGACAGGAUAUCGAUGAGUCCGGAAUGGAUUUUGAUCCCACUGAGGCGUUCCAGCGAUUCUUCUUCUCCUCAAACAGCGGCUCCUUCAAUUUCCAUUUCCAAUAGAUGUCAGACUGGGCAAGACCUCUGUGAGCGUUAAAGUCAAAAUUCCAAAACCUCUCCCACAUUUACACUAAAUUCCCACGUUGUAUUCUCUCGUACCGGGGCGCCUCUUGAUGCGCCAGAUAUUCAAUUAGAAAUUGCCUGUAAUUAAGCAAUUCAUUGAUGGAACAUAGAAAUAAAGAUGGAUAAAUGGAA
Phlebotomus argentipes is the source of this 1813-nucleotide messenger RNA. Its product is annotated as dnaJ homolog subfamily C member 7-like. Gene Ontology annotation, molecular function: protein binding. Lineage: Eukaryota; Metazoa; Arthropoda; Insecta; Diptera; Psychodidae. The transcript has 3 exons. The record is from RefSeq and is a predicted model, not a curated record. The coding region runs from base 149 to 1621 and encodes 490 amino acids.